AUGGCCCUGCAAGUGUUCCCAGCCUCUAAUGCUACCGUGCUGGUGGCACUCGCUACAGCUACGAUAGCUCUCGCGUGCGUCGGAUUUGUUGUCUACCAAGUUUACCUCUCGCCGUUGUCGAGAGUGCCCGCCGCCCAUCCACUGGCCCAGAUAAGCUCCCUCUGGAUCCAGUGGCAUCGGUGGCGGGGGACCGAAUUCGAUCGUAUCACAAGUGCUUUAGCGACAAAGGGCCCGUACGUUCGUGUCGGACCCAACGAAAUCGUCCUCAAUGCCAUUGAUGCUGUCCGAAGCGUCUAUGGCGUUGGCGCCAACAACUUCGACAGGCAUCCCUCAUAUGACUACUUCAUCACUCAGGGCACUCGGAACAUGUUCACGUCCCUCGGGAAGAACCACAGAUCCAAGAGGCGCAGAAUCUCUUCCAUAUACUCACGUUCAUUUUUGCAGACGUCUCCCCACGCUCGUGCUGUUAUGCAUUCCUUGCUCGUGGAAAGAAUGUUGCCAGUUCUGACUCGGACAUCUGCCACGGCUCAUUCAAGCAUCAAUGUCUUGCCUUUGUUUCAAUCCUUUGCGCUGGACUUCAUGUCCACUUUCGCCUUUGGAAUAUCCAGGGGCUUCAACUUUAUCAGGGACGAGGAAGCACGAUGGCGGUGGAUUGACCAGUUCAACAUGAGCUAUCCUCCGGGAAGUGGGUUCUGGAUGAGAGAAUACCCUAUGCUUGUCAAAUGGCUUCCCCAUUUUGGAGUUCCCAUAGUUCCGAAAGGACAUUUCGAGGCUCGCAAAGCUUGCGAAGCGUGGGCCAUUGCCAAGGUAGAGGAAUGUGAGGAAGCUUUUCAACGCGCGGGCGGGGACUUGCAGAGCGCCAGCUCAUUUGCCCCCGGAGAGUUUCCGGUUCUGUACGCCUACGUGAGGGAAGGUCUAGCCAAAACUGCAGGCACAGAAAAAGCAUUCCACCCUGGCCAUGCCGAAGUUUUAGAACUGGCUAGUGAAUGCUUUGAUCAUAUGGCUGCAACAGGAKAUACAUUCGGAACAAUGUUUACCUACAUGAUUUACGAGAUAUCACGACAUGAAGCGAUUCAACACGAACUUCGACAGGAGCUCUUGUCCAUCGAAGUGCCGUUCAUGUACGACGAAAGCUCUACGUCGGCCAUUUCCAUUCCCUCUCCGAAAAGCCUCGAGACUCUUCCCUUUCUGGAUUGCGUCAUCCAGGAGAGUCUCCGCCUGCGCAACAACGCGCCGAAUCUUGACCCCAGACUCACACCGUCGCAAGGCGAGUCCAAGGUCGGAGAGCUUUCCAAUCUGCCCCCUGGCGUACGCAUCGGCACGUACGGAUGGUGRCUGAACCGGAACCCAGACGUGUAUCCGAACCCAGAAUCCUGGGAGCCGCGACGGUGGCAGUCUGGCGGACCCGAAGCUGCCGCGCAGCGUCACGCCUGGCUUUUUGCAUUCGGAGGUGGCAGUCGCGGUUGCAUUGGCCAGCAGGCUGCAAUGGAAUUGAUGAGACUGCUUCUUUGUGGGAUCUAUACCAAUUUCAGGACGACAGUUGCCGAUGAGAGCGGGUACCCUGGUGCGAACAAGUUUGUAGGUAGCGACUGUUCCGAAAGGCUGUUUAUCAAGUUUGAAAAGUUGUCCAAGGAGUAG
Messenger RNA from Ramularia collo-cygni, 1638 nucleotides. RefSeq names its product related to cytochrome P450 monooxygenase. The record is from RefSeq and is a predicted model, not a curated record. NCBI's taxonomy places the organism in Eukaryota, Fungi, Ascomycota, Dothideomycetes, Mycosphaerellales, Mycosphaerellaceae. The transcript is spliced from 5 exons. The coding region runs from base 1 to 1638 and encodes 545 amino acids. Gene Ontology annotation, molecular function: iron ion binding; monooxygenase activity; oxidoreductase activity, acting on paired donors, with incorporation or reduction of molecular oxygen.